AUGGCGGCGAUCAGGAGCUGCAAGGGCCUUGUUGCCAUAGUAACAGGUGGGGCCUCUGGCCUGGGUCGGGCUACCGUGGAGAGGCUGGUAAAGCAGGGUGCGUCUGUGGUGAUCGCCGACCUGCCAACAUCAGAGGGAGAGUCUGUGGCUAACACUAUCGGUGGGAACUGUGUCUUCUCUCCAACAGAUGUGUCAAAGGAGUCAGAUGUGUUGGCCACAGUUGCCAAGGCCAAGUCAGAGUUUGGGAAGCUGAACGCAGCCAUAAACUGUGCAGGGAUCGGGGUGGCCAUGAAAACAUACAACUUCAAAAAGAACGCACCACACCCACUGGAAGACUUCCAGCGAGUACUGACAGUAAACACAGUUGGAACCUUUAACGUGAUUCGACUGUCUGUGGCUGAGAUUGCCCAGAAUGAACCCAACGAGGAUGGAGAGAGGGGGGUGAUCAUUAACACAGCCAGCGUGGCUGCUUUCGAGGGGCAGCAGGGGCAGGUGGCUUACUCUGCAUCCAAGGGAGCCAUCGUAGGGAUGACUCUGCCAAUAGCACGAGACUUGGCUGACAAGGGCAUCAGAGUUAACACAAUUGCACCAGGCCUUUUCCUGACACCGUUGCUGAUGAGCCUGCCAGACAAAGUGCGGUCCUUCCUGGCCAAGAUGGUGCCGUAUCCGCAGCGCCUGGGUCACCCAGGGUACGCACACCUCGUACAGUCCAUCAUCGAGAACCCCAUGCUCAACGGAGAAGUCAUCAGGAUAGACGGCGCCAUCCGCAUGCCGCCAUAAUACUGAGAACCAACGGUCAAAUCUUGUUAACAACGGGUAAUUCAUUCUCAGCGGACUGCCUCUUGCAUUAGACACAAACCUCAAGGAGUGGUGAUAGUGUACUUAUGAAGUAUUGUAGUGUCGUGAGAAUUAGAGUUAGCCUUAAAGUAUGCUGUUGUGUCUUGCCGUCCGACAUUUAUAGCAAAAUUAUUGACAUGUAAACAAGCCAACAAAUGUGGUAUGAUGUGUGACAGUACACUGAAUAUUGUAAUGCCUUCUUUGCUGUGAGAUCUACAAGAACUGUCUAGUUAAACUCUGUAACUGCUGCUGUAUAGUGAAGUAUGUCCCACCUUUAUGAUAUGGUGCUGAAAGAAAAAAUUGGGUAUUAAAGGCCUAGGAAAAGUAAUGCUGUUUUUCUG
Messenger RNA from Branchiostoma belcheri (Belcher's lancelet), 1178 nucleotides. RefSeq names its product 3-hydroxyacyl-CoA dehydrogenase type-2-like. Gene Ontology annotation, molecular function: estradiol 17-beta-dehydrogenase [NAD(P)+] activity. Gene Ontology annotation, cellular component: mitochondrion. NCBI's taxonomy places the organism in Eukaryota, Metazoa, Chordata, Leptocardii, Amphioxiformes, Branchiostomatidae. The record is from RefSeq and is a predicted model, not a curated record. Gene Ontology annotation, biological process: androgen metabolic process; estrogen metabolic process; fatty acid metabolic process.